UGCAGAAUACUCGCUGAUAUUAAUUAAUAAAAAUAAUCGCGUUAAAUUGUGUGUGAAAAUGCAAGGACUGACGCGUUUGCUUGCCAGCUGCACUUUGUCGCGGCAUCCACAACAGUGCGGAGCUGUGGCAGCCUUGCAACAGUUGCGUUUUAAAACAAAAUUUGUGGAGAAACCUCAACCGGGCGCAGGCCAACAGUUUCGUCGAACAGUGCACUUUCCAGAAGAGUAUACUGUGGAGCCCCUAAAAAUUACACAUCUAGCUGGCCGUGAUCCUGUUACAGGCCGCAUGGUGGCAAAAGGAAUUGGCGGUGGAAUAAAACAAGAAUAUCGCUGGAUUAAGUGGGUUCGGGAUGGUCCCAGAGAAGGCGCGCCACAGGAGGAGCGUGUGCUGGAGCUGCUGCGUGACGGCUGUCGUACAGCCAAGGUAGCUUUGGUGGCUAUAGGCGAUGAACUGAAGUACAUACUGGCCACAGAAAACAUGAAGGAGGGCGAUAUAUUGAAGACAUCCCGUGUGAUUCCUCGCAUACCAGUGCGUCCAAAUGAGGGUGACGCUUAUCCGCUUGGCGCGCUACCUGUUGGCACACGCAUUCAUUGCCUGGAAAAGAAUCCCGGACAGCCGUGCCAUCUCAUACAUGCAGCUGGUACCUUUGGCACCAUACUGCGCAAGUUCGACGAUAAGGUCGUAGUGCAGUUGCCCUCCAAGCGUGAAUUUGCCUUUGAUCGAAGCUGCAUGGCGACAGUGGGACGCCUCUCCAAUGUGGAACACAAUAAGGAACAUGUGGGCAGUGCUCAGCGUAUGCGUGAGCUGGGAAAUAGACCACGUUCAGGACUGUGGAAACGUAAAGAGGGCAAACACGGACGUAAGAUACGCAAAUUGCCGCCCAUGACAACCAUAAAGCCACCAGCACCGCCCAAGGAGCAGGAGUUACGACUUACGCUAAAUUUGUAAACAACUAAAACUGCUUGUAUUUAAUAUAUGUAUGUUGUUAAUUUCAUUCUAUUACUACAUGAGUCGUGUGAAACUUUAAAUAACUACUU
Messenger RNA from Drosophila busckii, 1038 nucleotides. It is a transcript of the gene mRpL2, whose product is annotated as 39S ribosomal protein L2, mitochondrial. Gene Ontology annotation, cellular component: ribosome. The coding region runs from base 59 to 949 and encodes 296 amino acids. The record is from RefSeq and is a predicted model, not a curated record. NCBI's taxonomy places the organism in Eukaryota, Metazoa, Arthropoda, Insecta, Diptera, Drosophilidae. The transcript has 2 exons. Gene Ontology annotation, biological process: cytoplasmic translation. Gene Ontology annotation, molecular function: RNA binding; structural constituent of ribosome.